This is a messenger RNA of Diuraphis noxia (Russian wheat aphid), 457 nucleotides long. Its product is annotated as putative nuclease HARBI1. Lineage: Eukaryota; Metazoa; Arthropoda; Insecta; Hemiptera; Aphididae. The record is from RefSeq and is a predicted model, not a curated record.
AUGGCCGGGAUCUGUCCACGAUUCUACUAUAUUUGACAGCUCAUUGUUAAGAGCUCAAGUUGAAAGUAAUGAGUUUAAUAACUCCUUACUUGUCGGUGACGGAGGUUAUGCAUGCCGUAACUAUUUAAUGACACCCUUGGCCAAUCCAAUUACUGAUGCGGAAGUACGAUAUCAGAGAGCUCAAAUUGGCACAAGGAAUGUGAUUGAACGAACAUUUGGAGUGUGGAAACGGAGAUUUCCGGUGUUAUCUGUUGGUAUACGGACCCAAGUACAAACUACUCUAGCCACAAUUAUGGCUACAGCAGUUUUGCAUAACAUGUUGAUAAAUGCAAAUGACCCUUUACCAAUAAAUGAAACCCUAAUUAAUGAAGAUGUACUUCAAGAAGUUCCAGUCUUGCUUAUUCGACAAACAGGGAAUGCUGUGCGAAAAAAUUUAAUUGAAACGGUUUUCAGAUAA